AUGGAAAAGAUAAUUGGUUUGAACUUUAAUGAGAUAAAGUUAAAACGCGUCGAUAAGGUUUUGCCGCUUUCAGCCGUUAACAAAUCUGUCAAUAUUAAUGAUUGUAAAGUCUCUGUAGAUCCGUUGUUACUUUUCCAGAGAAUAACUGUAAGCAAAAAAUUUGAAAGUAAUCUACAAGAAUAUCUUCAAUAUGAACUAAGCCCGUAUCCGACAUCUUUAUUUGAUAGUAAUGGCAUGAGAAAAACCACGAAAGCGACGUUAUAUGACAAUAUGAUACCUGUCGAUAUCGAGCUUGAUGAAAAUAAUGUAACAUACAUCAUCGACGGUGGAUUUCUUCUGCAUCGCGUCGUAUGGAGCAAAGACGAUACUUUCUCCAUUAUUUUAGAUAAAUACAUUCAAUAUUUACAAACACAUUAUGGUUCAGAAAUUGUUGUUGUAUUUGACGGAUAUUCGGACAAUAGUAAAAAUAUUAAAGCAAUGGAACAACAAAGAAGAACUGCUGCACUUUCUAAAUCGUAUGAAGUUUGUUUUGACGAAACAAUGAUUGUGCCAAUCAGCCAAGAGAAAUUUUUAUCAAAUCGGUGUAAUAAAACAAAAUUUAUCUACAUGCUUGUCGAAAAAUUAAAAACUAUUGAUAUCACAACAAAACAAGCCAGAGAUGAUGCUGAUGUUCUCAUCAUCGAGACAGCUAUUGCAUUAUCAGAACAUCAAAAGACUGCCGUCAUCAUAGGAGAAGAUAUUGAUUUGCUCGUUAUUCUAAUUGGGCGUACUCAAUCACAUCAACAGGAAAUUUUUCUUUAA
Molecule: messenger RNA, 801 nt
Organism: Pieris macdunnoughi
Lineage: Eukaryota; Metazoa; Arthropoda; Insecta; Lepidoptera; Pieridae
Source: the annotation of a GenBank genome assembly